ACUGCUUUAGAUAAUGGAGUCUGUUACGGUAGAUCUGGAGUCGGCAGAAACACCCAGCGUGCAAACCGAAAAUGCUGAAAACAUUGAGAAAACUGAAACGCGAAAAGAAACCGAAACAAUAGAAUUUGAUAACAUUGAUCCAAAGGAAUAUGGCAUUGAAAUUGAAGAGGAUGAAUUUCAAUAUGACCCGUUGGUGGAGGACGACACUCUGCCUGAUUUGUACAACCUGCUGGAGACUCUGCAGAGUGGCGAUACUGACCUCGAGGCGCAGCGCCAGCCGCCGUCACUCUUCACUCGGCCAGAACAUGUUCCAAACUACCAGAAAAUAUCAGAACUGCGGCUGGAGAUUGAAGAGGCCAAACUUGGCCCAUACCUGGAGGAUUUUGCCGAUGGUGUGAAGGAUGACGUCGUGUUGCUGGGAGAAAUCUCCCUGGACGAGAUACAAGAUGAAGAACGUCGUUUACGAGACGAACACAUUGCGUAUCAGGAUCAAGAAGCAGUACGUUCCCGACAGACUGAGGAGAAACUGUUACGCCUUGAAGAAGAGGUUAAGCUACGAGUUGCCAAGUUUACCAAGGAGAAGCGUGAAGACAUAGCCAGACGGGAGGAACUCAUGAAACAGCGGGAGAAGUUGCUGCUUGAUCGACUUCAUAAAGCAUUCAGGCGUGCCGAGAGUCGACUGGUUGGAACUCUUGAAAGCAGGAAGGGAGCAGUCAAGACAUUGUAUGGUGACCUGAUGCUGGCUGAAGGUCAGUAUGGAGGAAGCAGAGGUCGAAGGUGGAAGGUCGACUGGGAUCGAACUCCGCAGCCAAUCCAGGUCAAACUGAAAUGUCUCCGAGGGGUCAAGGACAAGCUGCCAGCGGGCCGCUAUGUUAUGAUGGUGUCACUACACAACCGACUGGGAGGUCAUGUGAUGCGCUGGUCCAAGUUAAAGGGGCAGCAAUGGGGAGGUGCCACUUUGCCAGUCUUCCACGAGGGAAACUUCAGUAAUGUAGAAAUGAAGAUAGAUCAGAGUGUGUUCACUGUCCUGCCCGCCAAGCCGUCACUGCGACCCGGGUUUAUUCUUGUCUUUGAGCUGUUUCUACUGCGAGGGUCUGUUGUCCACACAGACCGGGUGGUGGGCUGGGGAUGUUUCCCUAUCUGUGAUGGACAGUUUGACAUUAUCGAGGGCAAAUGCCGAUGUCCAUUUCUGCGAGGUGAGAUGGAUGCUAACAUUGACAAGCACGACAAGAUUGAAGAGCUCAUGGCAUCAGACAUGGAUCACUGGCUGAGCAACCUCUACUUUGAAGUGGUCAAACUGCCACGAUACCUGGCAGGACAGAAGGAGUAUGAGGUAGAGCUGCAGUUUACAUCCGCACUCACCGGGUAUCCGGAUCGGGUGAAAACAGGCUGGGAGGAGAAUAAAGAUGGAGAAGACCCACUCCCGGGUUCUGUGUCCGAUGUUGGGUCAGACGGGCAUGGCACAGGCCUGUCUCAGCUGACUCUAACCAGUGGAGAUCUGGGGACGGAGAAUGCCACCAACAGAUCUGAGGCGGCUCCAUCCAAAGUGAGACUGUUGGAACAAGACUCCGAGUCAAAGGGCCACCACACGCCAGCGACUACGAUCAUGUCGCGAGUCAUCACAAAGGACAACAAGAAGCUGAAGCUGGAGGACUCGUCUGACGCGGAGAGUGACGCGGAUUCCGUGGAUGACGCGUACGUCAUGAAGACUCAGGAACACUUCAAACCUGUGAAGGGCAUGCGCGGCAUGUACUACAAGCGUUACCUGACGAACCCAGCCGACGUAUACUACCGACGGAUGUACUCCAUGCUGCCCAAGACGGAGCUGCUGGUUCCACAGAAAAAACGCAAGAAGCUCACCCAUCUGGAGCAACUGGAGAAGUUUUCAUUCGGAGUUCAGCCCCCGUUCACAGGUAAAGGUCACAUGGCCCAGUACAGCCAAGAGAAGCUGAAUUACAUUGAGCGUCAGUUCCUGGCAGAGCUUGGACUGUCCCAGUGGCGGAGCAGGGAAUUCUGGGGCAUGCUGCUCAUGUUCAUCGUGGUGUUCUUCAUACGCAUGUUCCUCCACUACCUCGGGCAGUGGGCCUUCCUCAGCGCCAUCGAAAUACCUGUCAACAAAUUUAACUUCCUCCCGUACACGGUUGAUCUCAACUAUCAGCCGACACUGCUGCGGGCUAGAGAAGAGAUAGCCGUGGUCAUCUUCGGACCGAUGAUUAACAUUGUUGUGUUUUCCAUGCUUGUCUUCUUCGCCUGGUUGUGUCCGAAGAUCUUCAACACAUUUCCCGACCUGUUCUCCAAGCUUGUCAUCAACUACGGGCUGGCCACUCUACUCGAUCCCCUCCUCAUUCUCAUCAUUGACUGCAUACUGCAGCGAUACACUGAUCAGGCCACAGAGCCAAUAGGUGACUUCGCCAAGCUGUACUGGAACUUCUACAGAUCACAGGGGUCGGGCCUGGCGGGGAUCUUCAUUACGAUCUUCCUAUACGUGUUCACCUCCUUCAUCACCGCAUCCAUUCUCUACAUGUACUUCCUCCGGCUGCACAAUAAUGGACGCAUGUUGGAUAUCUUCUGGAGACUUCACGGAGAAGAGGAAAAUUUCUUCAUACCGUAUGAUCUUGAGCUGUCCAAUCAGGAGUUGUCUCACAUCUGUCGCAAGGCCGAGCAGUGGAGGGGGGAAGAGGGUGAACGUCGCAAAGUGGCCAUCUAUGAUUAUAUCUGGGAAGAGGAGGAGGUUGAAGAAAGCAUAUGGGAUGAGAAUGGGGAGGAAAUCCAGCACAAACAACAAGGCAGAAAGGAGAUCACUACCCACGUCUCCAUCCACACACUGCACCUUGACGGACUGCGCGAGUUGUACCGACACUUCCUGCGACUGCCAGACGGCGCCAUCGUAGAGGUGUUUGGAGACAUGUCUGUGCCCGGAAUGGAUCGAGAUGUGAAGAAAGCACUAGAGAAAGGCUCCCACGGUUUGGAUAAUCUGCUUAGUCAGGCAAAAGUUCGAGGCAGACGCACGGUGAAUACCAGCCAUGGUUUCCGUGACGAUACUCUGAGUCCGGGACUGAGUUCAUCACCCACUCCCAGCAGUGCCGGGUCGUUUGUGGAUAAAAAACACAUGUAACCACCAGUCUGAGCAGCACUGUCAGUGUCGGUGGAGUAGACGUGCUAGGCAAGCCAGCAAAUGUGUUUAUAGCCUAGUAACUUUCAAUACUAGCAGUUCACAUCACUGGUACCCAUGUUGUAAGUGUUUAUAGCCUAGUAACUUUCAAUACUAGCAGUUCACAUCACUGGUACCCAUGUUAUAAGUGUUUAUAGCCUAGUAACUUUCAAUACUAGCAGUUCACAUCACUGGUACCCAUGUUAUAAGUGUUUAUAGCCUAGUAACUUUCAAUACUAGCAGUUCACAUCACUGGUACCCAUGUUGUAAGUACAAACCUGCUAUUAUACAAUUAUGUAAACUUGAUUCUUACGGCAUGAGGUGACUAAAAAACUUACGGCAUGAGGUGACUAAAAAACUUACGGCAUGAGGUGACUAAAAAACUUACGGCAUGAGGUGACUAAAAAACUAAAUGCUAUCCUUUGAUAAAAUGCAGAAAGUAAUGUCAUUACAGAACAUGGGACAUCAUUUUCAUGAUCAUUACUUAAUACAGAUCAUGGAAAUGAUGAAGAAAUAAUUUAUUAUAAUACAUGUAACUGGAUUUUAUAUUCCCCUCCCAGGUCCACCCCAGGACUAUACAUUGUUUUGACCUGUUAAUAAUCUGAGUGUUAAUCUUGUUACAUGUAAGUAACGAAAUGUGAUAACUUAAUGAAAAUUGUUAAAGAUACAAAACAGUUACCAGUAACGGUAUGUUUUAAAAAUGUUUAUUAUUAAUUGUACUUUAAAUUUAAAGUAGCAGUACACUGUCAGAUGUUUAUUACUAAGGCUGAAAACUUUGUUACUGUUUCAUUUUAACUUUAAUACAGCUUUUGUAAAUAUUAAUAUAAUCUUGAAAUGUGCUGUCUUUAUAAUUACCAAGUUUUUUAUUCUCUGUUGAAUUAUUUCACUUGUCAGCAACGGUUUUGUUCAAUUUCUGAACAAAGCUGUCAGUUACCCAUCUGAAUUAAAAAAAAUAUUUUAAUUCUAGAUGUCAUUUUAUGUUUACAUUAUUUCUUGUUUGAUUUUUAAAGUUUUGUUGUAAUUGGGAAAUGAUUACAGCAAAACAUUAUGGUUAACCUUUUAAUGAAAUAAAGUUAAAACCAGACACAAAAAUAUUUUGUCAAGUUGUAGUAAUUUUUCAGAUGACAAAAUUAUGUACCAUCGACGUCCCAAACUGCGUUCACCUAACGACAAAAACACGAAUACAAUAUUUACGGAAAUAUUAUUCUACAUUUUUCAGCUAUGA
Messenger RNA from Gigantopelta aegis, 4376 nucleotides. RefSeq lists its product as uncharacterized. The transcript has 20 exons. The record is from RefSeq and is a predicted model, not a curated record. Lineage: Eukaryota; Metazoa; Mollusca; Gastropoda; Neomphalida; Peltospiridae. Bases 14 to 3115 code for a protein of 1033 amino acids. Gene Ontology annotation, cellular component: perinuclear region of cytoplasm.